Messenger RNA from Microthlaspi erraticum, 1518 nucleotides. Lineage: Eukaryota; Viridiplantae; Streptophyta; Magnoliopsida; Brassicales; Brassicaceae. The record is from the annotation of a GenBank genome assembly.
AUGACCAACAUUGAUUAUCAAAACAGCUUCAUCUUAAUCAUCAUAUGCCUCUUCUCAACCUUCUUCGUUCUCUUUGUCUACUUCUUCAAGAAACCAAAGAAUGUCUCUAAUCUACCUCCGAGCCCUCCUUCUCUUCCCUUUAUCGGCCAUCUUCACCUUCUCUUCUCUGAUUCAAUCCACAAGUCUUUUCAAAAAAUCUCAUCCAAGUACGGACCUUUCCUCCAUCUCCGCAUCUUCAACAUCCCCAUCGUUCUCGUCUCCUGCGCCUCAUUGGCCUACGAGAUCUUCAAGGACCACGACGUGAACAUCUCAUCUCGUGGUGCUGCUGCAAUGGAUGAGUGCAUCAUGUUUGGUUCUUACAGCUUUCUCAAAGCUCCCUAUGGAGAUUACUGGAAGUUCAUCAAGAAGCUCAUGGCUACCAAUAUGCUCGGACCACAGGCGCUGGAGCGGUCACGAGGUGUUCGCACAGUUGAGCUAGAGCGGUUUCACAGAAAUCUUUUUGAUAAGGCGAUGAAGAAACAGAGCGUGGACGUCGGUGAGGAAGCAUUGAUACUUGUUAACAGUAUCCUAGGCACAAUGAGCAUGGGAAAGUGUUUCUCAGAGAAGAACAAUGUGGUCAAAAUCUCGGAAUUUGUCGUCGAGAUCUCUACCUUGGGCCAAAAGAUUUUCUUGGCACAAAUGUUGGGUAAGCCGCUUGGGAAGCUCUUGAUCUCACUACUCAAAAAGAAGACAGUGGAUGUUUCAUGCAAAUUUGAUGAGCUUCUGGAAAGGAUUAUGGUGAAAUACGAGGAGAAAGUGGACGAGCAUCAAGGUACUGAAACUAUGGAGGCAAUGUUGGCAGCUUAUCGAGGCGAAAAUGCAGAGUAUAAAAUCACAAGGAACCAUAUCAAGGCCUUAUUAGCGGAGCUCUUCUUAGGAGCCGGUGACACUUCUUCAUCAACAACGCAGUGGGCAAUGGCUGAACUCAUCAACAACCCUAAGAGCCUUAAGAGGCUGAGAGAAGAAAUUGAUUCCGUGGUAGGGGAAACAAGGUUGAUCCAAGAAACUGAUCUACCAAAACUCCCUUACUUGCAAGCGGUCAUCAAAGAAUCUCUAAGAUUGCACCCGCCAGGGGUUCUCUUGCCAAGGGAACUUGAGCAAGGGUGUAAGAUCGAAGGGUUAAACAUACCUAAAGGCACAACACUUGUUAUUAAUGCUUAUGCGAUGAUGAGAGAUCCUGAUUCUUGGAAAGAUCCUGAUGAGUUUAAGCCAGAGAGGUUUCUAGGAAAAGAGGAAGAGAAAAGAGAGAAUGUCUUGAAGUUCCUCUCUUUCGGAGCCGGAAGGAGAGGAUGUCCUGGAUCAAACUUGGGUUAUAUCAUGGUAGAACUCGCAAUUGGAGUGAUGGUGCAGUUCUUUGAUUGGGACAUCGAAGGAGAGAAGGUCAACAUGGAAGAGGAUUCUAGACGAAUUUUUUUGGCGAUGGCACAUCCUCUUAAAUUCACUCCUCUUCCUCGUAUCCGUAAUCCUUUACCUCUCUAA